UCUUAUCAAUUUGUUUUCUAUACAUACUAAAUAUCGCAAACAUAUUUAUUGUUAUUGGAUUUUUACUACAAAAUGAUGUAUCAUGCAUUUCUUGUCAUUAGCAUUGUGGCCAAAGUAUUAGGACAGGAAAAAAGUAAAGAUACGGCGUUUUUUGAUCGCGAUGUGAAUGCUUUGAUUGAACAGCUACACACACUCUCUUUUGAAAAUAGGGAAAUUGUUAACUUCAAUUCAAAACUGUUAAUGGAAAAUGAAAAUUUGAAACAUUCAAUUCAAAAUCUAGAACGCAGAGUACAUUCUAUUGAGCGAAAUAUUCCUCUUCCUAUCAACCAGCAACAUAAACAAGGAUUUGAAAGUAGUAUCCAUGCAAAUUUGUACAAAAAUGUGACAAAAACAAAUAGCCAAGGAUAUCCUUUACCAUCGAAAAUUCAUCAUCCAAUGCUAAUGUCAAAGAAAAUGAAUGAAAAUAACCAUACUAAAGACAAAAGACAAGUGAAACGUGGAACAUCAGGAGAAGUUGCAUUUUCUGGUGUAGUGAAGGAUACGCUUCAAAAUAUUGGAGACCACCAAGACAUUCCUUUCAAGACCGUUGAUGUUGACACACACAAUGCAUUUCACGGAGACAGUGGAAUAUUUACCGUUCCUGUUGCCGGAUAUUACGCAGUCUUUGCCACUAUAAUGACUCAUCCCGGAACUAGACUAGAUUUUCUCAUUGUAAAAAAUGGACAAACUAUUGGUUAUGGAUAUUCUAAGGGACAUGGAUAUAGCGAUGACGAAGUAUACGGUACAGGUUCAACGUCAGCGAUAAUUAAUUUAGCCAUAGGUGAUAAGAUAUGGGUAAAAACAAAUGGAAAUUACCAUUUUGGCUCUGGAGAUAUGGUUGUCGAACUCUAUUCUUCAUUCAUGGGAUAUCGUUUGUAA
This is a messenger RNA of Mytilus trossulus (common blue mussel), 918 nucleotides long. RefSeq lists its product as uncharacterized. Bases 73 to 918 code for a protein of 281 amino acids. Gene Ontology annotation, molecular function: protein binding. NCBI's taxonomy places the organism in Eukaryota, Metazoa, Mollusca, Bivalvia, Mytilida, Mytilidae. The record is from RefSeq and is a predicted model, not a curated record. The transcript has 2 exons.